GCGACCCGAUCCCUCCGCGAACCCUGACGGAGGCAGGCACCAUGGCCCUGUGUUACAGCGCCGCCUGGGAUGCCCGUGUGGUCACCAGCGCUUGGUGGGUCUCCCACAACCAGGUUUCUAAAACUGCACCUACAGGAGAAUACCUCACUACUGGAAGCUUCAUGAUCCGAGGGAAGAAGAAUUUUCUUCCGCCUUCGUACCUGAUGAUGGGCUUUAGCUUCUUGUUUAAGGUGGAUGAAAGCUGUGUUUGGAGACACCGAGAAGAAAGGAAGAUCAAAGUACAGGAUGAGGAUCUGGAAACGGUUUCCAGCAGUGCCAGUGAGCUGGUGUCCGAAGAAGUGGAGCUGUUAGAAGGAGGAGAGAGCAGCAACGACGAGGAAAAAACAGAGUGUCAGGAAGCACCAGAGGAUGUGGAAGCCUUGUCUGAGAGUAAUCGCGACGAGGGCGAUGCUGAGCUUGACCAAGGGAGAGUAAACACACCUCCUGCGCCAGAGGGUGACUCCGAAGAGGACGAUGGAGAAUCUGAGGAUGAAGUGGAACAGUCAAAGAGCGAAGUGAAGGAGGAAGAGGUCAGUUACCCCGAUACAACAAUCGACCUGUCGCAUCUUCAGUCUCAAAGAUCCCUGCAGAAAACCGUCCCCAAAGAGGAAGAACCCAACUUGAGUGACAGCAAGUCCCAGGGGCGGAGGCACCUGUCUGCCAAGGAGAGGAGGUGAGUGAAGAAAAAGAAUGAGCAAAACGACUCUGAGGACUUGGAGCCACCUGAAGAGAAGCAGAAAGAGGCGGAAACACAGCCUCCCCCUGCUCCCAACACCAAUAAGGGUGUGCAGGCCCCUCAGCCCAUCAAGCGGGGCCAGAAGAGUAAAAUGAAGAAGAUGAAGGAGAAGUACAAGGACCAGGACGAGGAGGACCGGGAGCUCAUCAUGAAGCUGCUGGGGUCUGCAGGGUCGAACAAGGAGGAGAAAGGGAGAAAAGGGAAGAAGGGGAAGACGAAAGAAGAGCCAGCGAAGAAGCAACAGCAGAAACCCAAGGCCGUGCGUCGUGGUGCUGGAGGGGGCAAGGAGACGCUCCCAGCGGGAGUCCUGCUGCACGAGUCGCAGGAGCCAGCCCUGGAGGAGCAGCAGGAGGAGAAGGAGGAGCAAGACCAGGAUCAGCCGGGACUUGAGGAAGGCGAGGCGUUGCUGGACUCCCUGACGGGGUAUAAAGUCAAGCUCACUCCAGGCACCCAAAAGAAGGGAAAAGCUGCGAAGAUUGCCUUGCAUAAUUUUAUGCAAUCCAAAGAGGCUAGUGCGAGAGAAAAAGACCUGUUCCGCAGCGUAAAGGAUACCGAUUUAUCAAGAAAUAUUCCUGGAAAAGUGAAAGUCUCCGCGCCUCAUCUGCUGAGCAGGAAGAAGAAGUGA
Molecule: messenger RNA, 1400 nt
Organism: Leptosomus discolor (cuckoo roller)
Lineage: Eukaryota; Metazoa; Chordata; Aves; Leptosomiformes; Leptosomidae
Source: RefSeq, a predicted model, not a curated record